GGGGCCCGGGCCUCCCGCUCCUCCUCCUCCUCCUCCCCUGCCGCCGCCGCCGCCUCCGACCCCGUCAGCCUCAGCCGCGCAGCCAGCUCCAGCGAGGAGGAAGAGGAGGGCCCGCAGGGCCGAACUCGGAGCCCAGCUUACCUCGGCGGCCACUCUUCAGGCAGUGACGAGGACCGAGACGGUGAGGACGGCCACCGCUGGGGAGGGCGACGAGGGCCAAGGACUGGAAGCACGCGCUCGGGGCCAGACCGUGAUGGGUUAAGUCUGGGCAGCAUAGACCCUCCCCCGGCAGCCGGGAGCCCCGAGCCCCUCACCUCUCCAAGAUCCCAUAGCGAGGAGGGAUCCAGCGAGUGGGGUACGGACUCGCCCUCCUGCGUCCCAGGCCCCCAGGAGGGGCUCCGGCCCACCUCUGACCCUGUGGGGGGAGCUUUCCGAGUGGCCAAGAUAAGCUUUCCCGCCCACCUGGCCAGCCCCACCGGCUCCCGGGGCAGCAGUCGUUAUUCAAGCACGGAGACCCUCAAGGAUGAGGACCUGUGGUCUACCAGAGGUUCUGGGGGCUGGGGAGUGUACCGUUCCCCCAGCUUUGGAGCUGGGGAAGGGCUCCUUCUGCGGCCCCAGACUCGCACUCGUGCCAAGGGCCCCGUGGGCACCACGAAGGCUUUGAGGGACGGCGGCCUGGAGCUGGACAAGACCCGGCAGCGGAAGUCCCUGUCAAACCCAGAUAUCGCCUCAGAGACCCUGACGCUGCUCAGUUUCCUGCGCUCAGACCUUUCAGAGCUAAGGAUCCGCAAGGCUGGCCAGCGACCCGGGGACGCUGAGAGCGACCCCCUGGGUGGCAGGGACUCGCCAGCAGCAGGCAGCCCAGUGGGGCAGCCUGGGCCCCUGCCUGCCCCAGCCCCUGCCUCACCUGGUACCCGCCCCUCGCUCAAGGACUUGACGGCCACCCUGCGCAGGGCAAAGUCAUUUACCUGCUCAGAGAAGCCCAUGUCCUGCCGCCUGCCCCGCGCUGGCCACCUGAAGCUCAGCACCUCUGAGCUCCUGCUGGCAGGCCCUGGCGCCCAAGAGGAGCCCCUGCCCCUCAUUGUCCAGGACCAGUAUGUACAGGAAGCACGGCAGGUGUUCGAGAAGAUCCAACGCAUGGGUGCCCAACAGGACGAUGGAAGCGAUGUCCCUGCUGGGACCCUAGCCUGGGCAGGGGACCUGACUAGGGGCCAGCGGUCCCAGGAGGAGCUCUCGGCCCCCGAGUCCAGCCUGACAGAUGAGGGCAUUGGGACGGACCCUGAGCCUCAGGUUUCAGCCUUUUGCAGCCUAGGCUCUGGAGGUGUGUGGCGGCCCCUUUCCUCAUCCUCUGCCCAGACCAACCACCAUGGCCCUGGGGCAGAGGACAGUCUGGGUGGGUGGGGCCUGGUGUCCCCUGAGGCUCCUCCCACUCCAGGGACCCUCCGCAGGCGCCGCAAAGGCCCCCCUUCAGGCCCCGGUGGGACUGAACUGAACAAUGGAGAGGUGGGCGAGGCUUACAGGUCUCUGAGUGACCCAAUUCCGCAGCGCCACCGAACUGCCACCUCUGAGGAGCCCUCUGGGUUCUCUGUGGACAGCAACCUCUUGGGCUCCCUGAGCCCCAAGUCAGGACUGCCAGCAGCCUUGGCUGUGGAUGAGGGUCUGACCAGCAGCCACAGUGACUGGUCUGUGGGCAGUGAAGAGAGCAAGGGGUACCAGGACGUUAUUGAGAGCAUUGCCCAGGAGUCUGUCCCCUUUGGGCGUGCGGUGGAUGACAGGACAGCUGGCAAAGCCCCCAAGAAGAAAUCUCUGAGUGACCCCAGCCGCCGUGGAGAGCUGGCUGGGCCUGGAUUUGAGGGUCCUGGAGGGGAGCCCAUCCGAGAGGUGGAGCCUGGGCUGCCACCAUCCAGCAGUGAGCCCCUCCUUGCAGAGCAGCGAACAGAGCCCCAAGAAGCCAGUCCUGCCAGGGGCCGAGCCCAGUCUGAGAAGGCCCUGCCUGAGGCCCCCCAUGCUCCCUCCACGGGCCACUGUGGCUUCCACCUUGACCCUAAGCUGGCUGAUGUUCUGACUUCACGGAUCAUCCACCGAGGCACCAAGAAGCGCCCAGCCCGGAGCAGUCACCAGGAGCUGCGGAGAGAGGAGGGCAACUUGGACCAGACGGGCAGCUUGUCUCGGGGCCGGCCCUCCUCCAAGCAUGUUCGCCAUGCCAGUGUGCCCGCCACCUUCAUGCCUAUUGUGGUACCUGAGCCACCCACUUCUGCUGGCCCCCCUGUGGCGGUGCCAGAGCCCGUGGGCUUUCCUGCACGAGCUCACCCCACAGUGCAGGCCCCGUCGCUUGAGGACGUCACCAAGCAGUACAUGCUGAACCUCCAUUCCAGCGAGGUCCCUGCCCCAGGGCCUGCCGAUGGGCCCUGCUUGGCUCCCCAUGGACCACCCUCUGCAGAGGCCAAGCCCCCUGAGGCUGCCCGGCCUCCUCCGGAGCCUGCCCCAGCCAGCAAGUGCUGCAGCAAGCCACAAGUGGACAUGCGGAAGCAUGUGACGAUGACCCUGCUGGACACGGAACAGUCCUAUGUGGAGUCGCUACGAACCCUGAUGCAGGGCUACAUGCAGCCACUGAAGCAGCCGGAGAACUCCCUGCUGUGUGACCCCUCGCUGGUAGACGAGAUCUUUGACCAGAUCCCUGAGCUCCUGCAGCACCACGAGCAGUUCCUGGAGCAGGUGCGGCACUGUGUGCAGACCUGGCACGCCCAGCAGAAGGUGGGAGACCUGCUCGUGCAGUCGUUCUCCAAGGACGUUCUGGUUGACAUCUACUCGGCCUACAUCGAUAACUUCCUCAGUGCCAAGGACGCGGUGCGCAUGGCCAAGGAGGCGAAGCCUGCCUUCCUCAAGUUCCUGGAGCAAAGCAUGCGAGAGAACAAGGAGAAGCAGGCGCUGUCGGACCUCAUGAUCAAGCCCGUGCAGCGGAUCCCACGCUACGAACUGCUGGUGAAGGACCUCCUGAAACACACGCCCGAGGACCACCCCGACCACCCGCUCCUGCUGGAUGCGCAGCGGAACAUCAAGCAGGUGGCCGAGCGCAUCAACCAGGGCGUGCGGAGCGCUGAGGAGGCGGAGCGGCACGCGCGGGUGCUGCAGGAGAUCGAGGCGCACAUCGAGGGCAUGGAGGAUCUCCAGGUCCCUCUGCGGCGGUUCCUGAGGCAGGAGAUGGUCAUCGAAGUGAAAGCGGUCGGUGGCAAGAAGGACCGGUCCCUCUUCCUGUUCACGGACCUCAUCGUCUGCACCACCCUGAAGCGCAAGUCGGGCUCCCUGCGCCGCAGCUCCAUGAGCCUGUACACGGCAGCCAGCGUCAUCGACACGGCGAGCAAGUACAAGCUGCUGUGGAAGCUGCCCCUGGAAGACGCGGACAUCGUCAAAGGGGCCUCCCAAGCCACCAACCGGGAGAACAUCCAGAGGGCCAUCAGCCGCCUGGACGAGGACCUGAGCACCCUGGGCCAGAUGAGUAAGCUCUCGGAGACCAUCGGCUUCCCUCACCAGAGCGUGGACGACGCGCUGCGGGACCUCUCGGCCGCUGUGCACCGGGACCUGUCGGAGAAGCAGGCACAGUGCUACACGCUCUCCUUCCCGCCCACCAAGCUGGAGCUGUGCACCACGCGGCCCGAGGGCACCGACUCCUUCAUCUUCGAGUUCCCGCACCCCGACGCCCGGCUGGGCUUUGAGCAGGCCUUCGAUGAGGCCAAGAGGAAGCUGGCAUCCAGCAAAAGCUGCCUCGACCCCGAGUUCCUGAAGGCCAUCCCCAUCAUGAAGACCCGCAGUGGCAUGCAGUUCUCCUGUGCAGCCCCCACCCUGAGCAGCUGCCUGGAGCCAGCGCCCGAGGUGUGGGUGUGCAACAGCGACGGCUACGUGGGUCAGGUGUGCCUGCUGAGCCUGCGGGCCGAGCCGGAUGUGGAGGCCUGCAUCGCCGUCUGCUCCGCCCGUAUCCUCUGCAUUGGGGCAGUGCCCGGCCUGCAGCGCCGCUGCACCCGGGAACGACCUCCCUCGCUGAGGAGCCCUCCUGAGACAGGCCCGGAGCCUGCAGGGCCAGAGCUGGACCCCGAGGCCACCGCAGGCGAGGAGGCCGCCACACUGACUGAGCCGGGGACCCAGCCCUGCCUGCACAUCUCCAUCUCAGGCUCAGGCCUGGAGAUGGCGCCAGGCCCUACGCGGGGUGACCCGCGCCCAGAUCUGGUGCCUUUUGACAGCGACUCGGAUGACGAGUCUUCGCCCAGCCCCUCGGGGACCCUGCAGAGCCAGGCCAGCCGCUCCACCAUCUCCUCCAGCUUUGGCAACGAGGAGACACCGAGCUCCAAGGAGGCCACGGUGGAGACGACCAGCUCGGAGGAGGAGCAGGAGCCUGGAUUCCCGCCGCUAUCCAGCUCUUUCGGGCCUGGUGGGCCCUGUGGCGCCAGCCCCAUGGAUGGGCGGGCCCUUCGCCGCUCCAGCCGGGGCUCCUUCACCCGGGGCAGCCUAGAGGACCUGCUGAGCCUGAGUUACCCUGAGGCCUACCAGAGCUCCGUGUGGCUGGGCACUGAGGAUGGCUGCGUGCAUGUGUACCAGUCCUCCGACAGCAUCCGGGAUCGCAGGAACAGCAUGAAGCUCCAGCACGCAGCCUCAGUGACCUGCAUCCUGUAUCUGAAUAAUCAGGUGUUUGUGUCUCUAGCCAAUGGAGAACUUGUCGUCUACCAGAGGGAGGCAGGUCGUUUCUGGGACCCUCAGAACUCCAAAUCCAGGACGCUGGAUGCCCAGGGGAGCCCCAUCACCAAGAUGGUGUCUGUGGGUGAGCGGCUGUGGUGCAGCUGCCAGAACCAGGUCCUGGUGCUGAACCCCGACACGCUGCAACUGGAGCACACGUUUUACGUGGGACAGGACUCCAGCCGCAGCGUGGCCUGCAUGGUGGACUCCAGCCUGGGCGUGUGGGUGACGCUGAAGGGCAGUGCCCAUGUGUGCCUUUACCACCCGGACACCUUUGAGCAGCUGGCAGAGGUGGACGUCACGCCUCCUGUGCACAGGAUGCUGGCAGCCUCUGACGCCAUCAUCCGGCAGCACAAGGCAGCCUGCCUGCGGAUCACCGCACUGCUGGUGUGCGAGGAGCUGCUGUGGGUGGGCACCAGCGCCGGCGUCGUGCUCACCAUGCCCACCUCACCCAGCACCGUCAGCUGCCCACGGGCGCCCCUCAGCCCCGCCGGCCUCGGCCAGGGACACACCGGCCACGUCCGUUUCUUGGCUGCCGUCCAGCUGCCAGACGGCUUCAACGUGCUCUGCCCAACCCCACCACCUCCCCAAGACACAGGCCCUGAGAAGCUGCCCUCACUGGAGCACCAAGACUCCCCCCGACACCGGGGCCCCGCCUCAGCCAGGCCGAAAAUGCUGGUGAUCAGUGGCGGUGAUGGCUACGAGGACUUCCGCCUCAGCAGUGGGGGCAGCAGCAGCAGUGAGACCGUGGGCCGAGAGGACAGCACAAACCACCUCCUCCUAUGGAGGGUGUGACCCUGUGCGCCGGGGCCCAGGACUCACCCGUCCACUCGCCCGGCCCACUUGCCCCUUCUUAGCCCCCACACGGCCUCUGAGCAAGAGCACCUGCCGGGGGUGCAUGGCCCCUCCCCGUCUGCAUGGACGCGUCCUGAUGGACACCGCUGGCCAGCUGGGCUCCGCUGACUGACUGCUCGGGCCACUUGGGGUGCGCAGUCUGGAUGGUGGGGCAUGCAGGCUGCCAGGACCUCUGUCCUAGGAGCUUCUACCAAAGACACGGCCGGGCCUGGCCCCCGGGCGGCUGGGAGGGCCAUGUGCAAUAUUUGGAGGGUAGUCUGGGGCACAGGAGACCGGGGGACGGAAUCCCUUCCCGUGUACAGUAUUUAUGUUCCUUUGUCCCAUGAAUCCAUUCCCAAGCACUUAUUUAUGCAAUGACCUGAGGCAAGGGGUGAUGUGGGGAAAUGACAGGAGAUGGGGCGACCCUAUUCUUAUCCUGGGGCUGCCAACUGGGAUCCUAACAGCCUUCCUGGAGAGACCAACACCUCUCCCUCCCAAUUGCAUCCCCCCCCACACACACACACAUACCCGAAUUCACUGGGGCACCAUCAGGCACUAACCCACUGCCCUUCAGCACCAGGCACGGGGCACAAGGUCCCAGGCUGAGUGGGCUACCCUCCGUUAGGCAGUCAAGGACCAGGGCCCCUCAGUGACCCAAAACAAGGGGGUUGCUGUUGGGGGUAGUGACUCCCAUCUGUGGGGGCGGCCUCCCCAGCCUUGUCAGCACAUCAGCAGUGCCUUCCUGUUGGGGCCUGCUGACGGGCAGCGGCUGGCUCUUCGAGUGGCCGGUGCUGCCCCGUAGGAGGGACGAGCCCUCUGGCUCGCUCUCCUGUAGUGCCCCCUACCCCCACCCCCUGCCGCCUCGUGUCUUAUGCACUGGUACAUAGGGUCACAGUGGGGGCAGACCUAGAAACCCCUCACUGACCAAUGACCCCCUCUUCCUGCUCCCCCUUCUGCCAGGGGCCUCCCCGUGAAGAAGGAGCCCAGAGCUAAGGGUCGGACAGCUCCUGCCUGAGGGCUUCCUCUCCCUCCCCCUACGAGCCCCUCAGCCCCCCGCUUCUCUAGCUACUACUCCAAAGUUGUGGUUUUUGGGGGGAGGGAGCUGUUCUGUUGCGUUUGAAUUUUUCGUUUGGGGUGGGUGGGUCCCGGGGAAUCAUAGAUUGUGUUUCUCUUGCUACCAAAUAGUCCUGUAUUAACUCUGGGUGUUGACGUUUCAAGAGUCAAUAAAUAGAAACGUCCACGUCCGA
Molecule: messenger RNA, 6806 nt
Organism: Echinops telfairi (small Madagascar hedgehog)
Lineage: Eukaryota; Metazoa; Chordata; Mammalia; Afrosoricida; Tenrecidae
Gene: ARHGEF17
Product: Rho guanine nucleotide exchange factor 17
Exons: 21
Biological process (GO): actin cytoskeleton organization
Molecular function (GO): guanyl-nucleotide exchange factor activity; protein binding
Source: RefSeq, a predicted model, not a curated record